Molecule: messenger RNA, 4490 nt
Organism: Etheostoma spectabile (orangethroat darter)
Lineage: Eukaryota; Metazoa; Chordata; Actinopteri; Perciformes; Percidae
Gene: phc2b
Product: polyhomeotic homolog 2b (Drosophila)
Exons: 15
Coding region: 211-2970 (919 amino acids)
Biological process (GO): negative regulation of DNA-templated transcription
Cellular component (GO): PRC1 complex; nucleus
Molecular function (GO): histone binding; chromatin binding; zinc ion binding
Source: RefSeq, a predicted model, not a curated record
AUGCAAAUGAAAAUGGCCCACCCCUUCUCUGCUCUCUUGCUGCCGCUGGUCUGCUCUGAGAGCCACCAUUCAGAAAUGGUGUAGAAUAUCAGGAAAAACAGCCAGGGAGAACGGCUAGAAAGAGGACCGAGGCUACAAGACGUACAAUAACGGCACAGGAGAGCUAUUCAGAAGAGCCGGGGGUCAAAGGUGAGAAGAGCAGAGGGCACCAUGGAGAGUGAGCCGGGGGCCCCUGCCUCUACGGCAAACAGCGCCGGGACCGCCACCACCACCGCCGCCACCACCUCCAGCACCACAGCUGCCAGCAGUAGUAGUACCUCUAACAUUACUGCUACUACUUCUACGGCUUCCACGAGCAGUAGUAGUAGUAGUAACACUAACAGUAGUGCCAGUAGUAGUAUUACAACAGCAGGAAGACAAACAGUGCCUCAGAUAUCUGUUUACAGCGGGAUACCUGACCGACAAACAGUGCAGGUGUUUCAGCAGGCGUUACACAGGCAGCCUAACACAGCAGCACAGUACCUGCAGCAGAUGUACGCGGCUCAGCAGCAGCACCUGAUGUUACAGACCGCAGCCCUCCAGCAGCAGCACAACCUUAGCACCGCUCAGCUCCAGAGCCUGCAGGCCAGUAUCGCAGCUGGCCGCCAAAGCUCCUCACAGAACGGCACUUCAUCCCAGCAAACAGGAUCAACUCAGGCUACGAUCAACCUGACCACCUCCCCGGCAGCAGCUCAGCUGAUCAGCCGGGCCCAGAGCAUUAGUUCCACCCCCACCAGUAUUUCCCAGCAGGCUGUUCUGCUGGGCAGCCCAUCUACCACCACGCUCACUGCCAGCCAGGCACAGAUGUACCUGCGCGCACAGAUGGCCCAGCAGAGUAAUCUGGUGCAGGUGGCCAGGAGCCUGGGCCGGGCUGUUCCUCUGUCCCCGCAGCUCAUCUUUACUCCAACGGCCACAGUGACUGCUGUCCAGUCGGAGAGCUCCACGCAAGCCUCCUUACAGAAUCAGGUCCAGAACCUUGUCAUCCGUGGCCAGCAGGGGGCAGCCACAUCCUCCUCUCAGACUCAGAGCCUGCAGGCUCUUAGUCUGAAGCAGAGCCCUGUGCCCAUCCAGCCCGCCUCACUGAUCAAGAAUCCCAGCCAAGUAACGCAGGCGUCCACAGGAGGGAAGGCUGUCUCCUUCGACAGUUCAUCCGAAGCAGGGAAGAAGGGGGACAGCGCAGCAGUCACAGAAGUCCGAGCUAUAAACAUGAGCCGCAGUGUCACAGCUGUCAGUGCUCAGCCCCUGAUUGUUCCAGCAUACACGCAAAUUCAGCCCCACUCCCUGGUUCAGCAGCACAAGCAGCAGCAGCAGUUUGUGGUCCAUCAGAGUCAAGGUUCCCAGAGGACCACGGGCCAGCUGCUGCAGACGGCCUCCAUUCAACCAUCACAGCACCCUGUCCCUGUUCUGCCCAAACCUGCUCCACACCAGCCCUCCAUGCCCAGCCAGCAGGCCACCAUCUUCCACUCCACCAUCAGCCCCCACGCCCUCCACUCUUCUCUCAACCAUGCCAAAGCUCAGCCCGUCCAGCUCACGGCCAUCAACCUGCAAAUACAGCCAACGGCCUCUAGACUGGUCCAGGACAGUAAAGAUAAGCCAACCUCUCUGGUGGUCAGAGAGACAUGUCCAGCCCCGGCCACGCAGCAGCAGCAGCAGCAGCAGCAACAACAGCAGCAGCAACAACAGCAGCAGCAACAACAGCAGCAGCAACAGCAACAACAACCGCAACAGCAACAGCAACAACCACAGAUACAGCAGCAGCAGCAACAACAACAGCAACAGCAACAACAGCUGCAACAACAGCAACCUGCGCCUUCGCCAUCACAACCCACUAAACCUAUAGAGCAGCCCAAGGUUGCCCCAGCCCCCCCAGCUGUUCAUCCACAAGCAGGAGGGGGCUCAGCCAAGAGGCCGAGUGCUGCACCUGGGACCCCACCUCCAGCCAUGACCUCAGGAAAUGAGAACGAGGCACCCACUGUGACGGGCAGCACGCCGCACAACGGAGAGAACAAACCGCCCCAGGCCAUCGUCAAGCCCCAGGUCCUCACACAUGUCAUCGAGGGCUUUGUCAUCCAGGAGGGAGCGGAGCCAUUCCCCGUGUGUGUGGAGCGUCUGCCCAUUCUCAUCGACAGCCCAAGGAAGCUGGAUCAUCAGCUCUCCUCAGACCCCGACAAAACCCCCGUCAGCAACGCAGCAAACACCGACUCUGAGCCUGAAGACCUGAACCAGUCAGAAAAAGAGCAAGAACCCAAGCUGACAUGUGAAUACUGUGGCUGGGUCGACUUUGCUUACACGUUCAAAGGCUCUAAGAGAUUCUGCUCCAUGGUUUGUGCAAAGAGGUACAACGUGGGCUGUACAAAGCGGAUAGGCCUUUUCCAUCCAGAGAGGAGUAAACCGACUAAUCGCUGGCGUAGAAGAUCUCAAGGCCGCUCGAGUAUAGAGGCGAAGAAGCGGAAGCUGUCCCCCUCACCGCAGCAGACUCAGGGCGGGUCUGUAUCCUCACCGCAUCCCUCCCAGCCCAGUCAGGAGGAGUCCAGCCCGUGUUCGGACAUGUCCAGCUACGAGGAGCCGGCGUCUCCCCUUUCUGCAGCCAGCUCUGGAUCCCUGGCCCCUGCUCCGGCCCCAGCUCAGGUUCCCGUCCACCGGCAUCCGAGCAGGGCCUCGGACCAGGAGAGCUGUGCUGUUAGAGAUGCACCUUCACUCGGUCAGCGCUUCUUACCCAACGACCCCACCAAGUGGAAUGUGGAAGAAGUUUACGAGUUCAUUCGUUCAUUGCCAGGUUGUCAGGAGAUAGCAGACGAGUUUCGCUCUCAGGAGAUUGAUGGACAGGCCUUGCUACUGUUAAAGGAGGACCACCUCAUGAGCACCAUGAACAUUAAACUGGGACCCGCACUCAAAAUCUUCGCACGCAUCAACUUGCUCAAAGAUUCUUAGCAGUACAGUGUGUGUGUGUGUGUGUGUGUGUGUGUGUGUGUGUGUGUGUGUGUGUUGUGUGUGUGUGUGUGUGUGUGUGUGUGUGUGUGUGUGUGUGUGUGUGUGUGUGUGUGACAAAGAAGAGCAGUGUAAAACUAAAUGAUAACAGACUGACUGCACUAUGACCUCGCCUUCUUUCUACUACUGAACUGGUUCCUUUAAAUCUUACUUUAGCUUGCUCUCAUAUUCAAUUGCAUCUGCUCAAUAACAUGCAACUCUGUCAUUUGCAGGACUGAUGGUUACGUUGGAUGGCAUAUUAGAGUUGAGGCACGGGCAAAAUACACCCAGCAAGUUAAAAGAUCGCCUAACUAGCCCAAAGAGCAUCAUUGCUUUCCCUGACCUGAACCAUGUAAUGUUGUGUACCUAUUUUACAUAAUACGAUCAGAUCAUAAUGAAAUCAAAACAAUACAAUAUCAACAAUAAUGCUUAUUAAUACCAGGUGUUGAUUGCAAAGGUCUUUAUUAAAUGGCAUUGUCUAGAAACACACCUAUAACACAGUAGCAGGUGUAAAUGGAGUCUUGGAUUUUGCUGGGAGGGAAAAUUGGAGAAGUUCUACGGAAAAAUGGAGAAGAAAGUUGAAAGAACAAUUUGUGCUAAAGUGCACUACCUGCUCAGUUGUGCCGGGGUUGGGUCAUACUGCAACUGAGUACUGACUGAAUUAAGGCAUUGAGGCAAAUGAGAUUGAUGUCUAAAUUUAUUAUUAUUAUAUUAUUAGAGAUGUCUUUGUACAGCUUUGUCAGUGUGUGAAUGGAAGAGAGACAUUUUUCUUUGUAUGUAUGACUGGGAACAGAGGAUGGCAUUCAUUAAUUUUCUAAUUUUUAAUUAAGUAGAGGUUCCUUAUGCCUUUUCUCACAAAACUCACCGCUCUCGAAUACAAAAGCUUGAAUGCAGAGAAAUCAUUUACGCUGUUCUUUUGUGACAUCAAUUCCACUUUCAUGAAUAUCUCGCCAGUUUUUCUCCUGUAGAUUUAAACUGCAUACAAAUGAUUUUUCACCACUUUUUCAAAAAUGAUUUUCUAAAUAGGAUAUUGAUUUCUUGUUUCAGUUUCAUAGGAGGACAGUAAGUUUUCUGAGGAACAAUUUGGGAGUGCUGCUCUCCACAGCCCGGCUUAUGGCACUUAUUUUCAUUUUGUUUUAAUGUUAGGAGACACUCCACCUUAAGGGAAACUGGCAUUUGUGCAGCAAUGCUAACACAUUUAUAUGUACAUAGCAGCUAAAGUGAGAAGAAAAUUCUAAGUGUGAAGCUGGUGAUUUUUAAGUUAUCCUUGUUAUUUUAAAACAGAAAGGUAAUGUUCAAUAUUUUGAAAUAUGCAAAUGUAUAAAUAACAGCUUUUGUUUGUCCUAACAAAAUAUGUUCAAAACUAUUUGUUUGCGGCUCUGAUGGAAGGUCGACCUUUACAGGAUAAGGCUUUGUGAAAUGCUUGUAUUUAUCAAAACAGUUUGUUACACAACCUUUUACAAUUAUAAAUAAUUUGCAAUACA